Molecule: messenger RNA, 720 nt
Organism: Caenorhabditis angaria
Lineage: Eukaryota; Metazoa; Nematoda; Chromadorea; Rhabditida; Rhabditidae
Source: the annotation of a GenBank genome assembly
AUGUUGAAGUAUCAAGUUAAAUCAACAUCGAGUUCUCCAAGAUCAGCAAGUUCUGGAUCUUCGCCAACUUCUUUUUCAUCGAUGUCAAUGACUUCUUUAUUAAUUGAUGACACAUUAUUGGCAAUUCCAACGACAAGUCGAAGCAAUUCUUUAUUGUCAUUGAAUUCAACUGAUAGUUCUUUGUCAGAUUCUUCCGAAGUGGUAAGUUGAAUCAGAAAUAUUCUGUGUAUAAUCAGCACCCUAUUCUAACAAUAAAGCUCUAAAUAAUUUUAGGGAAUUCUCCGAGUUGAUACACGAACUGUCAAACAAUGCACCGACUACAAAACAAUUCGUGUUACCAGCGCUACAACUUGCAAAAAUGUUAUCGAAAAAUUCAUGAGCACAUUAAAACUAUCGUGUCGAGACCCAAAUCUAUUCGAAAUUUGGAUGGAAUUGACAACAAGAUCAGGAGGUGCACCAAUCACAACUUUGUUAAAACUUGAUGAUGAAUCAAGACCUUAUGAACUUCAAAGAUGUCAUCCAACUGGAAUGUCAAAAUUUAUUUUGUUACAAAAUCCAGCUGGUUAUCUUGUUCGAGUUCAUGAUCAGGCUUGUGCGGAAACGGAAAACGCUUUUUCCGAUUUUCCGACUUUUUGGGAAAAUUUCGGAAAAAAUACGAGUCGGAAAAUUUUCCAUAUGAAAAUUUCGGAAAACUUUUGGUCGGAAAAAUUUUCCGACUGA